AUGAGGGGCACGACGGUGGUUGGCACGAGGCUGCAUUGGCAGAGCCACACGCAGCACGAGCGGAUCGACGUGGAGAAGCUGCUGCGUCAGCUGCGCGAGUUUUGCGCGCGUGCCGCGACCUACGCGGAUGGCGGGAUCCUCAUCGCCGUGGGACUUCCGGCCGCGACCUCCGCUACGAUCACGGGAGCGCCGCCAGCGCCUUCUUCUCGCAGCGUCGACUCGAUCUCGCCCACUUCCUCCAAAGCUACCAGCGUCUUUGUUGAUUCGGUGCGGGAGUUCAUGACGGAGCUGCAGAGCGAGGUGGCCUCGGGUGCUAUUGCCGGCAAGGUGGAAAUCAUUCCAAUGCUCUACUGGGGGAAGUUCGUGCCGGCGUUGAAUGCUCUCGUUGGUACUGCGGCUGAUCACUUCCCGGAGGCCGACACACUGCUGUUGCAGUCUUUAGAGAUCGAGGUUGACGCGGCUGGGGUGGCGUUGCUACGCUCGAACUUCGACCCGGAGCACGAUCUCGUCGUGGGCACGGUACUGCCCGGCCACACCUUCCAGCCGGAUCCAGCGAUGCAGCCGCUGGAACUGAGCGGGCUGACGUCGCCCUGGAACACGCUGGCGCUGUGGAACCUGCAGCAACUGACCAAGAUUGGCUUCGCGCUCAUGGGCGACGCAUAUCGUCUGCAUGUUGAAGGCGUCGGGCCCGCCGGCGGAGAUGAAGAAGUGUCGACCAUCUCCAUGUACCAGCAGCUCUUCGCCAACACGCCAGCCGCACCCACAAGGGCCAAGCUCAUCCGAGUGCCCGGAGUCGUCUGGCAGGUGGCCGACUUCAAGGACCCGGAGCGCGUGGCCUGGCACACGAUGAAAAUGCGCAGCAAGAAGCAGCGCACGGCGGCGCAGAUGACCAACUUCGGCGGCGUGGCUCCAGGCCGCGUGUACCACAUAGAGCCCCGCAAGUAG
Molecule: messenger RNA, 945 nt
Organism: Phytophthora sojae
Lineage: Eukaryota; Oomycota; Peronosporomycetes; Peronosporales; Peronosporaceae
Exons: 1
Coding region: 1-945 (314 amino acids)
Source: RefSeq, a predicted model, not a curated record